Molecule: messenger RNA, 1914 nt
Organism: Trichoderma harzianum CBS 226.95
Lineage: Eukaryota; Fungi; Ascomycota; Sordariomycetes; Hypocreales; Hypocreaceae
Exons: 2
Coding region: 1-1914 (637 amino acids)
Biological process (GO): carbohydrate metabolic process
Source: RefSeq, a predicted model, not a curated record
AUGGCGAAUGGCAUGGCAGGCCAUGAGCACGACUUCUACGUCUACGUGAGCGAGUCCAGCUGGCUCAACACGCCGGGCACGGGCGGGACCGAGUACAGCUCCUUGAACGAGGGGCUGCCGUACUGGUUCAACGGACUGGUGCCGCUGGCAUAUCAGCUCGACGACGACAGGCUCAAGGCGCAGGUUCAGGAAGUUGCAGAUACCGUCUUGGGGUUCCAGGCCACUGACGGAUGGAUCGGGCCAGAGGUGGGCGAUGCCAGAAACUUUUGGGCUCGCACUCCCUUCUUUCUUGGCUUGACGCAGCUUGUCGAAGCGGAUAGCUCGUGGGAGACCCGAGUCAUAACGGCGCUCCGUCGCUUCAUGACGCUGGCCAACAAGAUGCUCCGCAACAACAGUCAGGGAUUUGCAAGCUGCCCUGGAAACGUCGACUGCACUUGGGGACAGGCGCGUGUGCACGAUCUCAUCAUCACGAUUCAGUGGAUGCUGGAAAAGUAUCCAUCCGACCAGGAUUCACUAUUGUGGGACAAUAUGAAUCUGUUUUACUCUCAGACGAACUACAAGUGGGCGGAUUGGUAUACCGAGGGCGUAUUCCAGGAGGUGGUGAACCCUAAUAAUGCCUCCAACUUUCCAUAUAUCCACGGAGUUAAUGUCGGCCAAGGCUUAAAGGCAUCUACCGUCAUCUACAGAGUGACAGGGGACGAUGAUAUGAUUACCAAAAGCCAGAAUGCCGUCGAAUGGACAUUUCAAUAUCACGGCUCAGCUUCUGGAUCCAUCCUUGCCGACGAGAGGGAGCGCGAUUUGGCCCCUUACAUCGGAAGCGAACUUUGCACAGCCGUUGAGACAUCUUACUCCUUGGCCUACAUGUAUCAAGUCCUUGGGUAUAACUCGUAUGCCGAUCGUGCUGAGAGGACUAUUUUCAACGCGUUUCCCGUGAUGAUGACUGGCGAUAAAUGGUCUCACCAAUACAUGGACCAGCCGAAUCAACCGUCUGCCCUCAACAUCAUCAGGAGCGACGGUAGCGUGCCCCAGGUCUUUACCACGGCAAAUAGCGGCGUGGCUACAACGUUUGGCAUGGAGCCUCUUUACCCCUGCUGCACGGUGAAUCAUCCUCAAGGAUAUCCCAAGUUUGUGUCCAAUAGCUGGGUGUCGCACGCGGGUGGUCUGGCGCAUGCUCUUCUUGGCCCAUCAACAGUGAAGACGGUUGUCAACGGAGGUUCGGUCACAAUUACAUGCGACACAAACUAUCCCUUCAGCAACGUUCUCAAGUACUCCAUCAAUGCGGACAAGGCUUUCACUCUAUACCUGCGGGCGCCUGAGUGGUCCAAUAACCGGAUGUCUACCGUGUCUCAGUCUGGCGCGUCUUCGUCACGCCUCACCCUUGAUGCCGACCCGACGACGGGCAUGGCCAAGAUCUUUGUCAAUCCCGGAAAGACUACCAUCACAUACAUCAUCGUUGCCGGAGUAAGGACGGAACAAAGGCCAAACAACAGUGUUGCCGUCUUUUAUGGCAACUUGCUCUAUGCCUUAGAUGUUGGCUUCUCCCAGACUUCGUCUCUGCCACACGCAUAUUAUGAUCCCAGUGGCGCUGGGAUUUCUGGCUUGCCCUUCUCUCAGCUGCGAGAUUACUACGUCAACAGUACUAAGCCGUGGAACGUCGCAAUCGAUCCCUCGACAAUUCAGUAUCAUGGUGUGAGCAGCAACGCUACUCUCCCGGAUCCCAUCUUUGAGCAGGGCGCGCCGCCGAACUAUAUGACUGUUGAUGGUUGCCAAAUCAACUGGCCGCUGUAUCUUGGAGUGACGCCUGACGUGCCGCCUCUCAACAGGAAAUGUAUCGGGGCGAGGAAGUCGUAUAAGCUGGUGCCGUAUGGAGGGGCAAAGGUGCACAUGUCGGAUUUACCAACAGUCAAGUUUUAA